AUGGCCACGUCUUUUGUUAACUUCAGCUCCUCGGAACCUGAACUCACAGUAGCCCAGGAUGACCAAGAUCUCAAGUCCCUGGACAUGGCGGAUGAAGGCGGGAAAAGCUUUGGGAGAGUUCUGCCUCGGCCCCAGUCGGCAUCGCAACGCAUCUGCCCCACCAGCCGCCUCCUCCUCCUCGUGACGGGCCUCUGCACUGUGCUUGGCCUGUUGGUCAUUCUGCUGGGCAUCAAGGGGGCUCAGCUUGGCACAGAUCAACAGGGGGCGUGGGAGUCCCUCCGAAGCUUUAACAAGACGGUCUCCGUGGGCUUCACCAGCCUCCGGCAGAAGAGGAACAGCACCAGCUCACAACUGACCACACUGGAGCAAACCUUGAACCGCGAGGGCAAUGAGACGGAGAGAAUCAAGAAGCGGCUGGAGAGCUUGCUGGCGAUCCUGCAACAGGACUCGAACUUGCUGAGUUGUCAGCUGGUGGAGCUACAAAGCAAUGGCAGUAAGUCCGGCUGCUGCCCGAAAGGCUGGGUGGUCCAUCAAGAGAGUUGCUACUGGGUGUCCCGUUUACAGCGGCCGUGGAUGGAAGCAAAACGGGACUGUGAACGCAAAGAUUCCCACCUGGUUGUCAUCAAUUCCCCCGAAGAGAAAAAAUUUGUGGAUCAGCUCAGGAGGUCGUCUUACAUGUGGAUUGGCCUGACAGAUGCCGAUGGGAGCUGGAAGUGGGUGGACGGGACAGGCUACACCGUACACUCGGAGGACUGGGGUGAUGGUCAGCCAGACCACUGGUACGGCCACGGCCUCAGGGGAGGGGAGGACUGCGUCCACACUUUCCCCGAUGGCCGCUGGAACGACAACCACUGUUCCCGUUCGUUCGCCUGGAUGUGUGAGAAGGAGCUGAAGGUUUAG
Molecule: messenger RNA, 900 nt
Organism: Euleptes europaea (tarantolino)
Lineage: Eukaryota; Metazoa; Chordata; Lepidosauria; Squamata; Sphaerodactylidae
Product: asialoglycoprotein receptor 1-like
Exons: 9
Coding region: 1-900 (299 amino acids)
Source: RefSeq, a predicted model, not a curated record